AUGCAGACGCAUGCCAAUCACCGUCUCUCAUGUGAUAGCUGCUGCCCGUGACGUGCCAAGCCCAUAUGGCCUGGCAUAGAGGCUGGUACCCCGCCUGGUAGAGAUGCCACACUCGCUCCGCGGUUCGCAUGGCGCUCUGAAGACGCGGGCGCCCGCCGCCUUGAGGAGCCGCUGCCCCCGCUCCCUGAAGAUGGGGGAACAAUGAAAUAAGCGAGAAGAUUUCUCUUCUCCCCCUCUCUCUCUUGCCCCCUCCCCCCUCCCCUCCCCUCUCCCCUCGACUCCUCUCCGAGGCACCAUGCUGACCCGCCUGUUCAGCGAGCCCGGUCUCCUCUCGGACGUGCCCAAGUUCGCCAGCUGGGGCGACGGCGACGACGACGAGCCGAGGAGCGACAAGGGCGACGCGCCACCGCCGCCGCCGCCGGGGGCUCCGGGGCCCGCGCGCGCCGCCAAGCCAGUCCCUCUCCGCGUGGACGAGGUGUCGGAGAGCGCGCUGGCCGAGGUCAAGGAGGAAAGCGAGCUGGGUGGCGAGGAGGAGGAGGAGGAGGAAGAGGAGGAAGGGCUGGACGAGGCCGAGGGCGAGCGGCCCAAGAAGCGCGGACCCAAGAAGCGCAAGAUGACCAAGGCGCGCCUGGAGCGCUCCAAGCUGCGGCGGCAGAAGGCGAACGCGCGGGAGCGUAACCGCAUGCACGACCUGAACGCCGCGCUGGACAACCUGCGCAAGGUGGUGCCCUGCUACUCCAAGACGCAGAAGCUGUCCAAGAUCGAGACGCUGCGCCUGGCCAAGAACUACAUCUGGGCGCUCUCGGAGAUCCUGCGCUCGGGCAAGCGGCCCGACCUGGUGUCCUACGUGCAGACGCUGUGCAAGGGCCUGUCGCAGCCCACCACCAACCUGGUGGCCGGCUGCCUGCAGCUCAACUCGCGCAACUUCCUCACGGAGCAGGGCGCCGACGGCACGGGCCGCUUCCACGGCUCGGGCGGCCCGUUCGCCAUGCACCCCUACCCUUACCCGUGCUCGCGCCUGGCGGGCGCGCAGUGCCAGGCGGCUGGCGGCCUGGGCGGCGGCGCGGCGCACGCCCUGCGGACCCACGGCUACUGCGCCGCCUACGAGACGCUGUAUGCCGCGGCGGGCGGCGGCGGCGCGAGCCCGGACUACAACAGCUCGGAGUACGAGGGCCCGCUCAGCCCCCCGCUCUGCCUCAACGGCAACUUCUCGCUCAAGCAGGACUCGUCGCCCGACCACGAGAAGAGCUACCACUACUCUAUGCACUACUCGGCGCUGCCCGGCUCGCGGCCCGCCGGCCACGGGCUGGUGUUCGGCUCGUCCGCGGUGCGCGGGGGCGUGCACUCGGAGAAUCUCUUGUCUUACGAUAUGCACCUUCACCACGACCGGGGCCCCAUGUACGAGGAGCUCAACGCGUUUUUCCAUAACUGAGACCUCGUGCCCGCCCCUUCCUUUUUCUUUGGCCUUUGCCCGCACUGCCCUGGCCCCGGCGUCCCCGCUCCUGGGCGCAGGGGCACCCCCACCUCCGCCAGGCGCCGGCGCGG
Messenger RNA from Sorex fumeus (smoky shrew), 1545 nucleotides. It is a transcript of the gene NEUROD2, whose product is annotated as neuronal differentiation 2. Lineage: Eukaryota; Metazoa; Chordata; Mammalia; Eulipotyphla; Soricidae. Gene Ontology annotation, biological process: nervous system development; regulation of DNA-templated transcription. The record is from RefSeq and is a predicted model, not a curated record. The transcript has 2 exons. The coding region runs from base 296 to 1432 and encodes 378 amino acids. Gene Ontology annotation, molecular function: protein dimerization activity.